UAAAACAUUACCGGUAAAAUGUGAAUCAUGUCUUAUAUAAACCAAGCAAUGGUUAACAAUACCAGAGGAAAAUGUUUGAGCCCAUUAUUGUCGCUUAAACCCGAAUUAGAGAUCACCCGCAGACUGUCUGCUGCCGAGACCAUAUUCUGCCUCUUUCUGCCAAGUUACUAAACGGGUGACAGGCACUGCACACAGCCCUUGCAGUGACUAAUGGUGCCUGCCUCCCCAUUCGCUGACGCAUGGGGUACCUCCACAAAAUCGCCUCCGCCACAGAGAAACUCGAGCUGAAUGAAGUACAACAGGUACCUCCCGCAAGCAGUACCUAGAAAAACCCGGCCCUGUAUGCCCGACGUUUUUGGAAGGUCUGACCACAGCACGACAGCUGACGGGAUGGCAGAUGGCAUGGGUAUUUGGGAAGACUACCUCCGGUUCGGAAGGAGGGGUUCAGAAUGUGACGGCGGGGUUGAGGUUGGCGGGAACGGUUGGUCCAGACUUUUGGCCCCGCGCCCAGAACGCCCCAGCUGAGCGAGACCCGGCUGGCGUCAUUGGUUAGGGAAGAUCAGCAGGGAAAGGCUCUGUUACUCUAU
Messenger RNA from Pyricularia grisea, 587 nucleotides. RefSeq lists its product as uncharacterized. The coding region runs from base 289 to 525 and encodes 78 amino acids. NCBI's taxonomy places the organism in Eukaryota, Fungi, Ascomycota, Sordariomycetes, Magnaporthales, Pyriculariaceae. The transcript is spliced from 2 exons. The record is from RefSeq and is a predicted model, not a curated record.